Meloidogyne enterolobii is the source of this 720-nucleotide messenger RNA. Lineage: Eukaryota; Metazoa; Nematoda; Chromadorea; Rhabditida; Meloidogynidae. The record is from the annotation of a GenBank genome assembly.
AUAUUCGUCCAUUUCUUUUCAUUACAGAAAUUUCUUUAAAAUGCUUUCAACUAAACAAAUUUUAUUAAUAAUUCUAUUCUCUUCAUUCCUUAUGGCACUAGUUAGCUCUAUCGGUUUUCCAACCGGAGGAGGAGGUGGUGGAUGUUGCUGCGGUGGUGGCGGUGGUGGAGGAGGAGGGGGUUUGUAGAGGUUUUUUGAUAAUUAAAAAAUUUUUUAGGGUGAUCCUUCUUAUUUUUUAAUAAAUUAUUUUAUUCUUAGGUUGUUGUAUGCCUUGCUGCGGAAGGAAAAAGAGAGAGGUCCUUUUGUUAAACAAAAUAUGAAUUAAUAAAAAUAAUAUUUUUGCAUUAAAAACAGGUGGUAAUGCCGCACUUGAAGAGCAAUGAAGUUCCAUGUCCACAAAUUGAAUGGCGUGAGCUAAUGAAUUCUUCAAUGAUUGCUGGCGAUGCUAUUUCUUCCCUAACAUCAAUCCAGACAGCAUUGCACAACCGCUUUGGGCAUAACAAUAACAGCAAAUUUUUAGUAAAUUGUGCAAUUUACCAAGAAAAACCAGAACAAAUACAAACUUCCGCUAUAGCAACAUUAAAAGAGGAAAAGACGGAAAAUUCAGAACAAAAUAAUUUUUUGCUUCCACAAAAUAUGUAUUUUAGUUCUAGCGGGGAUGGGUAUUGUAACGUUCGUUUUGGUGGAGUGUGGUGCCAGGCCGUGGCAUUACGUGCCUAA